AAGAUGGUGAUCUUGAACCAAAAGUUUUAGAUGCGCGCUGGACUGGAAAUAGUUCGAUUAUAACUAUUCUUCAAGCGCCCAAAUGGGAUCGUAAAAGAUUUGGAGACAAUUAUAUGGUUGCGCCUGCAGCAGUUGGACAUUUUACUUUGGAUGAUAAUCAUGGAAAUAAAUAUAGGUUUACAAAAUAUGCAUACUUUGUAAAUGAAUAUACUGAAAUUAAUACAGCUAUUCAAAACCACCAAGGAGAAAAUCCAGUAAAUGUGGAGUCCAUAUAUGGGGGUAAUUUUAACAUUCAGCGUGGUGCAACAGUAAGGGUUGAAGCAAGCUAUUUAUGUGAAAAUAAGAAAAGCGAAAC
Messenger RNA from Racocetra fulgida, 355 nucleotides. NCBI's taxonomy places the organism in Eukaryota, Fungi, Glomeromycota, Glomeromycetes, Diversisporales, Gigasporaceae. The record is from the annotation of a GenBank genome assembly.